UAUGUGGUUUUGCCUGCCAUGUGACAUGUCAAGAGAGAGUUCCUGCAAUGUGCCCUGUGCCUCCAGACCAAACUAAAAGACCAGUAGGAAUAGAUCCAACCCGAGGCAUUGGCACAGCAUAUGAAGGUUAUGUGAAGGUUCCAAAACCAGGGGGUGUGAAGAAAGGUUGGAUGAGACAAUUUGUUGUUGUUUGUGAUUUCAAGCUUUUUUUAUAUGAUUUAGCACAAGACAAAAGUGCUCAGCCAUAUGUGUGUGUGUCUCAGGUAUUGGAUAUGAGAGAUGAAGAUUUCUCAGUCAACUCGGUGCUGGAAUCUGAUGUUAUUCAUGCCAAUAGAAAAGAUAUUCCUUGUAUAUUUAGAAUUACUACUUCAAUGAUGGAUCCUCCCGGUUUAAAAAACCAAACUCUUAUGUUAGUUGAUAGAGAAAGUGAAAAGAACAAAUGGGUUGAUGCCCUUACAGAGCUUCAUCGAAUUCUUCGCCGAAAUAAACUGCCAUCACGAACUGUUUUCCAAGCCAAAGAAAUUUUAGAUAAUACUAUUUCUAUUGUUAAAAAUGCCUUAUCUGCUGCAGUCAUUGAUCGAGACAGGUUAGUUCUUGGAACUGAGGAAGGUCUUUAUUGUGUUGAUCUGGAUAGAGAAGAAAUAGCAAGAAUAGGUGAUGGCAAAAAAAUAUGUCAAAUUCAGUAUGUCCCAGAAGAGCAGCUCUUAAUAGCAGUAUCAGGUAAACAAAGGCAUAUACGACUGAUUCCAGUAGGUGCAUUAGAUGGCCAUGAUAUAGAAUGGAUAAAAGUAGCCGAUACCAAGGGUUGCCUUACUUUUGACACUGCCUGUUAUUCUCAAGGGUGUUCUUCCAACUAUGUAUUUUGCAUUGCUCUUAAGAGACAGGCACCUUUCUCCAACAUUUCUGACUUAUCUAUAUUAAAGAUGCCAUUCCGUUUCAAUGGUGAUUGUAAAGUGGUGCUGUACGAUAUCAAUCGAACAAAAAGCCGCCACCAAAGACGCCGAGAAAUUUCUUUGCCAACUUCUGCUCAGUGCCUCAAUGUGAUGGGGGAUAGACUGUGUGUGGGCUUUCCUUCAUCAUUUUUCAUAUACUCUUUAUGGGAAGAAACACCUCCAUUUUGUAAGUUUAUAAUUUGCAUUUUUUAAACCUAUAACACUUUAUUUUAUGUUUUUAAAUAAAGAAUUAAAUUUUAUGUUUCAGUUAUUUAUAUCACAAAACAAGUUUGAAUUUUGAAUCUAUGAUUAUAUUCUGAAGCUAUCAAUUGAUAAGAAAUUCAAAUAAGAGAGUAUAGAAAGUGUUCUAUUUAUUAUUGUUUUUAUAUUAUGUGCAUGAGAACCAAGUAGAUUUUUAAUGUAUCUGCAACAGCCUUUUAAGUGUAAAAAAUAAUAAACUGAAAGUAUGAGCAAUAGAGCAAAAAAUAUUCUGGGCAGAAAAUUUUGAUCGUAAAGCUAGCUAUAUUUUCUUAAUUGCUUAGCUAUAUUUUAAAUUUGAAAGAGAGGUAAGAAUCUAUAAGAAGAUUUGUAGUUAUUGCAUAAUAUUUUGAUAAGGGAAUAAAAACUGGAAAUCUCAUUGUUUUAAAAUUCUUUUGAAAUGGAUGCAUGGGAUGGCUAAUGAACCUUUUUUUAUUUAACUGUUCUUUGAUGGUUUGUAAGAUAUUGUGUUAAUUUUAUUUAAUAUGAUCUUAACUUUGUAGGUUCAUUAGGUUAAUGGGAAGCCAGAGAGAUGAAAAAUAUGCAACUGCCUUCGCCAGGAAUCGAGCCACGGACCU
Messenger RNA from Stegodyphus dumicola, 1768 nucleotides. Its product is annotated as serine/threonine-protein kinase Genghis Khan-like. The record is from RefSeq and is a predicted model, not a curated record. Gene Ontology annotation, cellular component: cytoskeleton; cytoplasm. Gene Ontology annotation, molecular function: ATP binding; protein serine/threonine kinase activity. Gene Ontology annotation, biological process: peptidyl-threonine phosphorylation; actomyosin structure organization. NCBI's taxonomy places the organism in Eukaryota, Metazoa, Arthropoda, Arachnida, Araneae, Eresidae.